Messenger RNA from Glycine soja, 2985 nucleotides. Its product is annotated as mitogen-activated protein kinase kinase kinase 5-like. Gene Ontology annotation, biological process: protein phosphorylation. The record is from RefSeq and is a predicted model, not a curated record. Gene Ontology annotation, molecular function: ATP binding; protein kinase activity. The transcript is spliced from 10 exons. The coding region runs from base 386 to 2299 and encodes 637 amino acids. Lineage: Eukaryota; Viridiplantae; Streptophyta; Magnoliopsida; Fabales; Fabaceae.
CGGUUAAAGGAAAAAAAAAAAAAAAAGUUAUAAUAUUUUGACUUUGUGUAAAAGGGGCUUUUGUUUUUAAGUCUUCCUCUUCGUUAAUAAAGCCAUCUUCUUCUUCAAUCAUCGUUGUUGCUGCAAAAAAAAAAGUAAAAGCAAUUGAAGAAGAGGGAAAAAAUAGUUCUCUUUCGUUGCUUAAUUUCUAGAACCGCGAAAAAGUGCGAAACGUUUCCAAAACGAUGGUUGUGUUGGUAAACAAUUUGCAUUGCGCUCCGAAAACGACGACGUCGUCGUCGUCGUCUCCGCGAACCACAUUGUUAUGAAGUGAGAGGGUUUGUUACUUUGUUUUGGUUUGGUUCGGUUCGGUUCGGUUCGGUUCUGUGGUGGAAAGACAAAAGCCAUGAGGUGGUUGCCCACGCUUUCGUUCUCGCCUUCUUCGAAUCCUUCUUCUUCGUCUUCGUCUUCGUCGUCGUUAUCUUUGUCUUCUUCUUCUGCCGCCCCCGACCACCGCCGGAAGGCAUGGAUCUUCGGAAAUUCGGCGAAGAAGCGCACCUGCCACGUCGGCGAUCACGACGAAGAUGCACUGGUUUCUUCCCCCGGCACGCCUCAGCCGUUGCCCCUGCCGGAGCUCGCUGUCUCCGCCGCCGUGCUCCGUCAGCGAGACGGCGAGUGCCGUCUUCCUUCGCCCAAGGAUGCUGCACCCUCCACCACCACCACCGGCUUUCGGAUGCGGAGUGUUUUUGCUAGCCAAGAGACAAGAAGGAAUAUGGAGCAGGCAGAAACUAGGUCAUCGAGAAUGGUGCAGCAAGAUGCAAGUGGUUGCCGUGAGAGUGCUCGAGAUAAUAGUAAUAAUAACUUGGUGAAUGUCCCUCAUAGGAGGAGUAUUUCGGGUAGUCCUUCAAUGAGUCCUCAGAAAACAAGGAAUGGUGAUUUUGUGCCAUAUUAUUAUGCGUGUCCAAAAGGAAAUCAGUUCUGGUCCACACCAGAAAUGCCUACCUGUGAUGCAGGGUUGCUACCUCCUGCCUUCUUUGAUUUAUCCGCGUUAAGCACAGAAACUUCUCUUUCUCCCAAUUCCCAUCAAAGUCCACAAAGAAAAAGUCCCCAGAAACACACCAGAACUUUUAGUGGACCUCCAUCCCCCAUACAUCCCAUGUUAUCACUCGAGAUCCCAACAGUGCGCCACGAAAAUAAUGCUCCUCCUGUCGCUGUUCACCCCUUGCCCCUGCCUCCCAGGGCUGGCUUGACCUCGCCGCCUGCUGCCGCUACCUUUUCCCACGCCAUGGUUAAGUCAGAAUCGCUGCCAAUGAAAAGCCAAUGGAAGAAAGGGAAACUUAUUGGGCGUGGGACGUUUGGAAGCGUUUAUGUCGCAACCAAUAGGGAAACCGGAGCAUUAUGUGCAAUGAAGGAAGUAGAAUUAUUUCCUGAUGAUCCAAAAUCUGCUGAGUGUAUAAAGCAGUUAGAGCAGGAAAUUAAAGUUCUUAGCAAUCUAAAACAUUCAAACAUCGUACAGUAUUAUGGCAGUGAAAUAGUUGAGGACCGGUUUUAUAUUUAUCUGGAAUAUGUUCAUCCUGGUUCAAUUAAUAAAUAUGUCCGUGAUCAUUGUGGUGCCAUAACAGAAUCUGUCAUUCGGAAUUUCACUCGCCAUAUUCUCUCAGGGUUGGCUUAUUUACAUAGCAAAAAAACAAUUCAUAGGGACAUCAAAGGGGCUAACUUGCUUGUUGACUCUGCUGGAGUUGUUAAGCUAGCUGAUUUUGGGAUGGCUAAGCAUCUAACUGGGUUUGAAGCUAAUCUUUCUUUGAGGGGAAGUCCAUACUGGAUGGCUCCAGAGCUUUUGCAGGCUGUGAUACAAAAGGAUAACAGCCCUGAUCUUGCUUUUGCUAUUGAUAUUUGGAGUUUGGGUUGUACCAUCAUUGAAAUGUUCACUGGGAAGCCUCCUUGGAGUGAAUAUGAAGGAGCUGCAGCUCUGUUUAAGGUUAUGAAGGAGACCCCUCCUAUACCUGAAACACUUUCAUCUGAGGGUAAAGAUUUCUUGAGGUGCUGCUUUAAAAGAAAUCCAGCAGAGCGGCCAACAGCUGCAGUUUUACUAGAACAUCGAUUUUUGAAAAACUCGCAACAGCCAGAUGCUAUAUCUCCCACCCAGCUUUAUAAUGGAACAAGCUUCAUGGACAAACCACAUACUCCCAGUGGGCAAUCUGAAAAUAGAUAUGGUCAGUUUUCAACUCCCUGUGCAAAGAUUGCAAAGGGUAAAGCAGCCGAAAGGCGAGGAUUUCUCAUUUCUUCGUUAGAUAUUCUCCCUGCAUACUUUGACCAAUAACAAAAUCCUGUUAUGAGCCUAUCUUUUUGGCCUGACUUGAUUUAUUGCCCACUUUUUAUGCGCCAUUUUUUUUCUCUGCUGAAGUUGGGAAUCACUCACAAUAACUUCCACAUAGCAGGGGUGUCACACUGCUUUUUUUUUCUUCCCUCUACUCUUGAAGCAGUUCGUUCCCACAUUGUAUAUUGGCUUGCAAGGUAUCACACAUUCCACUACCUUUGAUUGUCUGCGACUGCCAAAAGAAAAAAAAAAUUAUCUUUUCAAAUGACUGUGCUGAGGGAAGUUUUCAUCAUUUAUGCCAAUGACGGCCCCAUUGUUGUACUAUAGUUUCAGGGACGCUCAAGUAGAGACUUGCAGUUGUUGCCAUUAUAGAUUCUCUUUUGCUUAGUUUUUUUUUUUUUUUUUGAGGAAAAAAGGUGAAGAGCUUUUUCAGUCUGUAAGUUAAGCUGCACGAGAAUAUGGAAGCAGUUUUAGAAUAAUAUUAUUAUACUAACUUAGGGCGAUGAAGCAAUUAACCUUUUAAGGUGCACUUUUCAUUAGUGUGCAUCCCUCUUGGUUUCAUGGGGAUUAUCAUUUGGUUGCUUAAAGACUCUCAAAAUCUUGAGUUUUUAAUUAUAAAAAUUUGUACUCCAACAUGUUAAUGCCCAUGGUGUGGAAGAAUAAACUGUUGAUACCUUUUCAGAAGUGUA